Planococcus citri (citrus mealybug) is the source of this 2889-nucleotide messenger RNA. RefSeq names its product endoplasmic reticulum mannosyl-oligosaccharide 1,2-alpha-mannosidase-like. Gene Ontology annotation, cellular component: membrane; endoplasmic reticulum. The record is from RefSeq and is a predicted model, not a curated record. Lineage: Eukaryota; Metazoa; Arthropoda; Insecta; Hemiptera; Pseudococcidae. Gene Ontology annotation, molecular function: calcium ion binding; mannosyl-oligosaccharide 1,2-alpha-mannosidase activity. Gene Ontology annotation, biological process: mannose trimming involved in glycoprotein ERAD pathway; carbohydrate metabolic process. The transcript is spliced from 10 exons. Bases 330 to 2111 code for a protein of 593 amino acids.
AAUAAUUAUUUUUGAUUUCUUUUUUGGAAAAAAUAAGAGUAAUCACUCUGAAAACUGAACUUUGAGGCUAUAAAUAAAAUCGAAAAGGUGAUCAGAAACGAAUAUUGAAAUGUAUGAAGACUUUGCUGUACAAAAACUUCAUGGUUGAAUUCAUUUCAACCCAAAAUUUAGUGGAAUUCUUAAACUUUUGAUAAGACAUCUUACCCCACUUCACCACUUCAUCUACAUUUCAGUUGAUGAUAAGCCGGAUAAACACAAAAUUUUACUCCAGAAAAUUCAAACUUCCAGCACAUUCUUCAUGAAGAAUUACACAAAUCGAUGAGUAAAUAAUGAAAAAGCAAUAUGUAACGUUGAAUUUAGAAAAUAUCAACAGAGUUCCAGUAUUACAACACCGUUCAUCUCAUCGCAAAAGUUUAUGGCGAGCAUGGAGGCAGCUGUCAAGACUACAGAAAAAUCUAAUCGUCACACUGUGGUGCAGUAUUAUUCUCGUUAUCUUUUACUGGGUCAUAUUCAACUCGCAAAGAGGUCUAGAUGACGUAAAAUCUGAUAAGCAUAUCAAAGAACCUGACGAAGAUGGUCAAAAGGUCCACGAAGAUGUUGACGAAACAUUCCAAAAAAUACCAGAAAUCGAUUCCAAAGUAGUCGUAGAUAAAUUAUUCGUCGAAGAGCCAGUCAAUAAGAAACCAAUCCAGAUUGAUGAAACUCGUAAAGCUCAACCAUUCGUACCAAAGCCACAGGAAACUAUUACAGUACGACAAAGAGCAGUUGUAAAUGCUGUAAAACACGCUUGGACCGGGUACAAGAAAUAUGCCUGGGGACACGACCAUCUUCGUCCGAUUAGUCUCGGGUAUCAAGAUUGGUUUCAUUUAGGAAUGACCAUCGUGGACUCGUUGGAUACCUUGUACAUCAUGAAUUUGACCAAAGAAUUCGGCGAAGCUCGCGAAUGGGUUGAAAAAUCGUUCAUAUUCGAUCACCGUAACGAUGACGUGAACUUAUUCGAAGUAACUAUACGUAUCCUGGGCGGAUUACUAUCAGCAUAUCAUUUCUCAAACGACGGUCUGUUUUUGGAAAAAGCGGCAGAUUUAGGUGAACGACUACUCCCGUGUUUUGAAAAAUCACCGACAGCUAUUCCAUUCUCAGACGUGAAUCUAGUCUCCCAUACCGCUCGUGUUCCUCGAUGGAGUUCAGAUUCCAGUAUAGCUGAAGUGAGCACACUUCAGCUCGAAUUCAGAGACCUGUCUCGUUGCACAAAGGAACCUAAAUUUGAAAAAGCAGCUUUCGCUGUCAGCGAGCAUAUUCACAAGCUUCGUAAACCAGAUGGUCUCGUUCCUAUAUUUAUUAACCCGAAUACUGGUAAUUUUAAUUUCGAUUCUGAAAUUAAACUGGGUGCCAGAGGAGACAGCUAUUACGAAUAUUUACUUAAACAGUGGAUUCAGACUGGAAAAACAGUAGACUUUCUUAAACAAGAUUACAUCGAAGCCAUCGACGGUAUCAUGAAAACUCUCACCAAAACAACACCGAAACGAAAAUUGACUUUUAUCGGCGAAUUGAAAUCUAAAUCGAGAACAUUUUCUCCCAAAAUGGAUCAUCUAACUUGUUAUUUACCUGGAACCUUGGCACUGGGUGUUCACAAUGGUAUGCCAAAUAAGCAUAUGAAGUUUGCUGAACAGCUCAUGGAAACGUGUUAUUACAUGUAUAAAGAUCAGCCUACUGGAUUGGCACCGGAAAUCGUUUAUUUCAAUUACGAACCGGAGAAAGGAGGAGUAGACAUGUACGUCCACUCGCAAGAUACCCAUAAUCUUCUUCGACCAGAAUUCAUCGAAAGUCUCUGGGCCAUGUACUCGAUCACCGGAAACGAAACCUAUCAACAAUGGGGCUGGGAGAUAUUCCAAGCGUUGGAAAAAUACACCAAAGUUGCCAACGGAUACACCUGCAUAAACAACGUACUAGACCCGGAAAACACCAAACCACGUGACUUCAUGGAAUCCUAUUUCAUGAGCGAGACGUUAAAAUACCUGUACUUGUUGUUUAGUCCAAAUCGACGACUAAUCGACAUCGAUAAACUCGUAAUGAACAGCGAAGCUCAUCCUCUACCUAUUUAUUCCUAUUAAUGUGAUACCGAGAACCUCCCUUCUUCCUCACACCUCGUCGUAUCAAGAGUCAUUACGACGCUAAAAAUUAUAAAUUCCUGAAAAAACCUGAAUGGUUGUUUAUAUGUACGAACCACGUGUACGAGACACGUGUGCUGAUCUCUGUUAUGUAAAUUAUUAAAGACGACGACGAAGGUAUAAAUUAAUAUUGGCAUUUGGUUCGUCGUAAUACUGCUCAAGUGCUAAUUGAUCAUUUUUACCCUCUCGAUGGCUGUGCAAGUCGGUGGAUUCGUCCCUCGCGAGUGUUUUAUUUAUUAUAACACAAGUUGUUGUGUACCUAAUUCGUAUGUUAUCUAUUUUAUUUACUUAUUACUUAUGUAUCUUCGAUUGUUGAAAGUUAUCAAUUGUCCAAUGGUUGUUUAUUCAUCUAGUUGAUCCCCUCACACCCCCUACGUUGAAAUAUUAAAUACACAAACUGAUAGAGAACUCAGUGCUCGAUCUUUAGCCCAGACAUAUUUUUAAAUUAUGUGGAAUUUUUUUUGUUUUUUAUUUAUUUACCUACCUGUUUAUUUAAUUAAUUAAAUAGAAUUAUUGUAUUCGAAACGAUGCUUACCUGCGAACUGAGAUGUGCUGCUGGCCGACGAUUUAACCGUAUAUCGACGUAUUUUUCAUCUUGCUGUGAUAAAUUAUCUGUACGUGUACCGAAUAUUGUACUAAGUAAUCGCGCAAUUUAGUCGUUCUUCGCAUUUAAAUACUUAUUCUUAACUGUAUUCAAUUAAUAAAUACAAACAAAAAAAUC